CCCCAACAUUGUCGUGGGUGUCACCAACCCGUUCUUCAUCAAGACCCUGCAGCACUGGCCCCACAUCCUGCGGGUGGGCGAGCCCCGCACGGCAGGGGAGCUGCCCAAGCAGGUGAAGGUGAAGAAAUUGGCCAAGCUGAAAACGCUGGACACAAAACCAGGAAUUUACACUUCCUACAAAACGUUCCUGCACAAAGACAAAACCCUGAUCAAGAGGCUGCUAAAGGGCAUCCAGCGGAAGCGUCCCUCGGAGGUGCAGAGCGCUCUGCUGAGGAGGCACCUCCUGGAGCUCACCCAGAGCUUCAUCAUCCCUCUGGAGCACUACAUGGCCAGCCUGAUGCCUCUGCAGAGAGCCAUCACCCCCUGGAAGAAUCCGCCCCAGAUCCGCCCUUUCUGCCAGGAGGAUUUCAUGAAGAGCCUGGAGCACGCGGGCCCCCAGCUCACCUGUGUGCUCAAGGGGGACUGGCUGGGGCUCUACAGGAGAUUCUUCAAGUCCCCCAAUUUCGACGGUUGGUUCCGGCAGCGGCACCGGGAGAUGACACAAAAGCUCGAGGCCCUGCACCUGGAGGCCAUCUGUGAGGCGGACAUUGUGGCCUGGAUGAAGGACAAGUCCGAGGUGGAGAUCGUGGAUCUGGUGCUGAAGCUGCGGGAGAAGCUGGUGAGGGCUCGGUGCCAGCACCUGCCCGUGAGGGAGGAGACCCUGCACAGGGUCAGUCUGUACAUCAGCACCGUCAUCGGCUCGCUGCCCGAGGACCUGCAGGCCGUGCUGCAGCACCCCUGAGCACCCCUGGGUGCCCAGAGCAUCACUGGGAGCCCAGAGCACCCCUGGGAGCCCAGAGCAUCACUGGGUGCCCAGAGCAUCACUGGGUGCCCUGAGCACCCCUGGGAGCCCUGAGCCAGCUCCUGCAACACCCCUGGGUGCCCAGAGCCUGCUCCUGCAGCACCCCUGAGCACCCCUGGGUGCCCAGAGCAUCCCUGGGAGCCCUGAGCACCCCUGGGAGCCCAGAGCAUCCCUGGGAGCCCAGAGCACCCCUGGGUGCCCAGAGCACCCCUGGGUGCCCAGAGCAUCCCUGGGAGCCCAGAGCAUCACUGGGAGCCCAGAGCAUCACUGGGAGCCCAGAGCACCCCUGGGAGCCCAGAGCACCCCUGGGUGCCCAGAGCCAGGUCCUGCAGCAUCCCUGGGUGCCCAGAGCAUCACUGGGAGCCCAGAGCACCCCUGGGUGCCCAGAGCCUGCUCCUGCUCCUGCCCCACGACCCCCGAGGGGGACCCGGGGCCAACGCUUCACCCUCGUCCCGCUGGGAUCCACCCCGGAGCUGAACUGAGGAGGAGGAGGAGGAGG
This is a messenger RNA of Pseudopodoces humilis (Tibetan ground-tit), 1340 nucleotides long. The record is from RefSeq and is a predicted model, not a curated record. Lineage: Eukaryota; Metazoa; Chordata; Aves; Passeriformes; Paridae.